Messenger RNA from Peromyscus californicus insignis, 7340 nucleotides. RefSeq names its product tryptophanyl tRNA synthetase 2, mitochondrial (gene Wars2). Lineage: Eukaryota; Metazoa; Chordata; Mammalia; Rodentia; Cricetidae. The record is from RefSeq and is a predicted model, not a curated record. Gene Ontology annotation, biological process: mitochondrial tryptophanyl-tRNA aminoacylation. The transcript is spliced from 6 exons. Gene Ontology annotation, cellular component: mitochondrion; mitochondrial matrix. Gene Ontology annotation, molecular function: tryptophan-tRNA ligase activity; ATP binding. Bases 52 to 1134 code for a protein of 360 amino acids.
UGGCUUGCCCGCAAACGUCACUCCGGGCCAGGCGGCUCCGCCCUUCUCAAGAUGGCGCUGUGCUCCGUGCGGAAGGCGCGUGAGUGCUGGAGCUUCAUCCGGGCACUUCACAAGGGACCCGCAGCUACUCCUGCACCCCAGAAGGACAGUGUGGAGCGAGUGUUUUCUGGCAUCCAGCCUACAGGAAUCCCCCACCUUGGAAAUUACCUUGGAGCCAUUGAGAGCUGGGUGAAGUUACAGGAGGAAUAUGACACAGUGUUAUACAGCAUCGUUGACCUCCACUCCAUCACCGUCCCACAAGACCCCAUCAUCCUCCAGCAGAGCAUCCUGGACAUGACUGCUGUUCUUCUUGCCUGCGGCAUAAACCCAGAGAAGAGUAUCCUUUUCCAGCAGUCUCAGGUAUCUGAACACACUCAAUUAAAUUGGAUCCUCACCUGUAUGGUCAGACUGCCUCGAUUGCAGCAUUUACACCAGUGGAAGGCUAAGGCUGCGAAGCAGAAGCAUGAUGGGACAGUAGGCCUACUCACAUACCCAGUACUGCAGGCGGCAGACAUUCUGUGCUACAAGUCCACACACGUUCCUGUCGGGGAGGAUCAAGUCCAGCACAUGGAACUUGUUCAGGAUCUAGCUCGAAGUUUCAACCAGAAGUAUGGGGAGUUGUUUCCAUUGCCCAAGUCCAUUCUCACAUCCAUGAAGAAAGUGAAAUCCCUCCGUGAUCCCUCUGCUAAAAUGUCAAAAUCGGACCCCGACAAACUGGCAACUGUUGGAAUAACAGACAGCCCAGAGGAGAUCGUGCAGAAAUUCCGCAAGGCUGUGACGGACUUCACAUCGGAGGUCACCUACGAGCCGGACAGCAGAGCUGGCGUCUCCAACAUGGUGGCGAUCCAUGCGGCGGUAUCAGGCCUCUCUGUGGAGGAGGUGGUGCGCAGGAGCGCCGGCCUGGACACUGCGCGCUACAAGCUGCUGGUGGCGGAUGCUGUGAUCGAGAAGUUUGCUCCAAUCAGGAGAGAAAUUGAGAGACUGAAAAUGGAUAAGGACCAUUUAAAGAAGGUUCUACUUGUUGGAUCUGCAAAAGCCAAAGAAUUAGCCUAUCCUGUGUUCGAGGAGGUGAAGAAAUUGGUGGGGAUUCUGUAGGAAAGUCAGCCAGUCACCUGCACUCCAGUCAAGACAACUUUCCUCUGGCAGAUUUUAGUCUGUACAUAUUUGGUUUGAUGAGUGCUUCCUUCCAAUCGAUGUUCCAAUUCCAUCAGCAAAUGCUAUUAUCAGGAGAGCUGAAGCAGGCUCAGCUCUCUGCACCCGAGUUAACUGAGGUGCUAUAUUUUGGGUCUUAAGUAUUCCCACAUACUUGACAGCUAAACAAUAACUGAGCUAUGAUGUGUCGCUGAAGUUUUUUCCGGUCUUGCCCAGCCCCACAGACCCCCUACAAGCCACUUAUAAAAUAAUCAUUCAGAAGCUUAUAUUAAUUAAAACUGCUUGGCCAUUAGCUCAGGCCUACCAUUGACUAGCUCUUACAUUUAAACUAACCCAUUUCUGUUCAUCUACAUGUUGCCACGUUUUUUUGUGGCUUUACCUGUGUGCCAUUACAUGCUGCUCCCUGGAUGGCAAGCUGGCGUCCUGACUCAGCCUUCCAGCCUUCCCACAAUUCUCCUUGUCUGCUUAUCCCGCCUAUACUUUCUGCCUGGCUACUGGCCAAUCAGCAUUUUAUUUAUCAACCAAUCAGAGCAACACAUUCACAGCAUACAGAGCGGUAUCCACAGCAGUGAUGUGUGCUUAUUUGUGCCAUCUUUACUGUGACAGGUGCACUUUGUCUAUCUCUAAACCCUUUGUAAAGCUGUACAUAGAGGUCCUAUGCUGUAAUCCUGAAUCUAGUAGUUUUUGGAGUUCUUCAAAACAGGUUUGCUGUGGAUAUCACUCUAUAUAAAUAAAGCACUGAUUGGCCAGUGACCAGGCAGGAAGUAUAGGCGGGACAAGGAGAGAGGAGAAUUGAGGAACGAGGAAGGAAAGGGAGACCAGCUGGAGCCACCGCCAAGACAAGGAAGAUGUAAAGUACCGGUAAGCCAUGAGCCACGUGGCAAAGUAAAGAUUAAUAGAAAUGGACUGAAUAUAAGAGUGAGAGCUAGACAAUGAUAGGCCUGAGCUAAUGGCCAAACAGUUUAAAUAAUGUAAGAGUCUGUGUGUUUAUUUUAUAAGUGGGCUCCGGGACUGGCGGGACUUGGCGGUGGGAGCUGGAGAAAAAUUCUCCAGCUACACAGGUUGAUUCUUACAGCUCAUGUGUCACUGAGAUGAUGUUUAUCCUCAAGUAUUUGAGUGACUUAACGUGGGCCAGCAAGGUGGCUCAGGCUCAAGUCUGACAGUCCGAGUCCAUCCUCAAGACCAGCAUGGUGGAAAGAGAAAAUUGACUGGCAAGUUGUCCUCUGACCUCCAUUUGUGCACCUUGGUAUAAAUACACACACACACACACACACACACACAACAACAACAACAACAACAACAACAAAUAAAUAAAAAUAUAAUAAUCUAAUACAAUAAUCUACCUAACUUCUGCUUGUUUUCCAAGAAGCCAUGCAGGCAUAUUCCAGCAAAUGUCGGUUCUUAAAUUCAGAGAUUCAGGAGGUCAGCAUCUGAGAGCUGUUGUAUUGCCUCAGUUUCAUUUACUUAUUAUUCAGGGCCAAGUUGUCAUCCUGUGUCCCGUCCUCCCCCCCACCCCCGCUUUUUUUUGUUUUUUGAGACAGGGUUUCUUUGUGUAGCCUUGGCUGUCCUGGAUCUUGUUCUGUAGACCAGGCUGGCCUGGAACUCAUAGAGAUCCUCCUGCCUCUGCCUCCAGAGUGCUGGGAUUAAAGGCAUGUGCCACCACUGCCUGGCUGGAUCGUGUUCUUAAUAAGCACUUUUAUUUUUAUACUCAUUUCAGUUUAGUCUCACCAACCCCUCCCUCUGGCACACAUUGGAGAGGAGUUACAUUUUACACAUAGUGGAACCAGGGGGCAGAAGGUAGAAUUAGCUCGCACAGCGUCACUAAGUAAGAAGCAGACCCAAGAGUGAAGCCCUUUCUCCCUACUCCCACAACAAGUGCUUUUUAACAAUUCGCCCCAAAGCCCUGAGAGCCAAAGUUUUGAACCUCUAAACAUUCCAGUUUUGAAGAUGGGUACUAGAAAGACAAAGCCUGAAAUAGUGAUUUUGUUUGUAUCAACUCAGCUAGUUGAUACAAACAGAACCUCAGAUGUGGGUCCCAAGACCUCGCUUCUAGAUGGCAGAGACGCCUCUUGUCUCUGCCGGACUCCAGUGGGAGCGAGGACUGAAGCCUCCAAUAUUACCAGUGAAGGGAAGCUUCUCAUCUUAUGUCUGCCCCAGUCUCUAGGCAAUAACAAACCACCCAGACAUAGAGCUGCACUUCCAUGUUCACACCUGAAGACAGAAAUGGCAGUCCUGGCUUGCACACUAAGGCCUCAUAUCAAGACUGAUUUUGCAAGGACCAGCAAGGUGGCUCAGCCGAAAAGGGUGUUUGAUGCCAACCAAGCCUGACUACCUGAGUUCAGUCCCUGAGAUUCACAUAGUAAAUGGAGAGACCUGGCUCCCCAAAGCAUUCUUUGACUUACACACACACACACACACACACACACACACACACACACACAAAGAGAGACAGAGACAGAGAGACCACAGUGGCAUACACAAGCCUGUCCACAUACAAAUAAAUGUUUAUUUUUUAAUUUUAAGAUUGAUUUCACAACGCACACCAUUGUCACCUAGACAACUGGGACUAGGAGACAUGGCAUCCCAGAGUCAAGAUUAAAACACAAACUUGACUCAGGGAAAAGAUACAUUUUACCUUUUUUGUUGUCGUUGUUGGGGUGGCAUGUUGUUUUCUUAAUUCAUUUAUUUAUUAGUGUGUGUAUUUGUGUGGGCAGGCUCAUGCCAAGGCAUGCUACACCUGGCCCGUUAUGUGCCACGAGGAAGGAGAGAGACAAACAUGGGUAUCAAAGAUUUUAUUAAAUCACCACGUAAGUGGAUCACUAAUCAAUCAGGGCUGCAGGACAGGGACUCAGAGCCUUGUUUCUCCUGACAGACCAAGGAGGGGCAGAAACAGGUUUAUAAGCAUGAAAAUCACAAAUAUUUGUUGCCAAGUUACGAUUAUAAUUUUCACCAAUCAGGAUUUAGAGAUUAGGGGCUUCCUUGAAUGUUCCAUCAUUGUCAACCUUUAUACAAUGCAAGCCUUUCAGUCCAGCCAAUCAGAUUUAUUUGUUCUUUUGGUGGUUAAGAACAGCCAUAAGGUUUCUAGAGAAAUAAAGAUGCUUAACAACUAUUUGUACGGUUUAGGGAGGAGGUUGAUCAGCCAUUGGAAAGUUCUCGGUUUGCCUAGGAACCUGAACUUUAUUUCACCCUACAGGGUAAAGUCUGAAGUCUAAAGUCAAAAUGGCAGUGCUUAAGCCAAGGUGCUUUUGCCUGCUCCCUUUGAUAUCUGUCAGGGUUGGAGGACCAGUUCUCUCCUUCCCCCAUGGGAGUUCCAGAGAUCAAAGUCAGGUCAUAAGGCUUAGCAUCAGGUACGUUUCCCUGUUGAGCCAUUUUACUGGCCCCUACAUUUUAUCUUUUAGAUCUUUGUCAGAGAUGUCUGUAAUCUGAGGGCAUCACUGGAUAUGUUUCUUCCAAGGAUCUUUUUACUUUCAUUUUAUUUUAAUUUUGUUUAAUGUGUGUGUGUGUGUGUGUGUGUGUGUGUGUGUGUGUGUGUGUGUGCGUGUGCGCGCGCACAUGGGUGCAUGAGCACAUGCUCAUGUGCGUAUACAUGCCACAGUAUAUGUGUGAUGUCAGAAGCCAAUGUGCGUGAGCUGGUUUUAUUCCACUGUGUGGGUCCCAGGGGUCAAACUGGACUGGCAGCAGGCACCUCUACCUGCUGAAGCGUCUCACCAGCACCUUUCACUUGCCCUGUUAAGGAAGCCUGUUAGGAAAACUGGAAAUUAUAUCUAUCAAACCAGUUGCCUGUUUAUCUGUGUGGUUUUUACCCCCUGGCAACACUUCUGUCUACCAAGAAUUAAAGACAACAUGGAAAAGAUCUCCAAAAGUGGAGGUGGGAGGAAGCAUUAGAACAGGAUAACCUCUGAGGAGCAAAGUCAGUGCACUGGUAGACUACAGUUGACUGCAUCCUGUUAUUUAAGACUCCUACUGCAUAAAAUGUAAAUUUGCCAUAAUCAUUAAGAUUCUUGCUCAAUGCAUUAGAGUUCUCCAAGGGAAAAAUCAAAUAGGACACAUAGAAACAGGGAAAAAAAAGAGUUUAUUGGGGGCUGGAGAAUGGCUCAGUGGUUAAUGGCAUAUACUUUUCUUGCCAAGGACAUGCAGUUUGUUUCCCAGUACCCAUGCUGGGCAGCUCACAACUGCCUGUAACUCCAGCUCUAAGGGGAUCUGAUAUCUCUGGACUUAGCGUGCACCUAUACUCAUAUGCACAUAGCAUACAUUUUCCUGAAAAAAAAUAAUUUGUUGUAUAGAUUGGUACAAAAACUGGAGAAAAAAGUCAAAAUCAUAAUAUGUUUAUUGUCUUCAAUCGAGGGAGUCGGGACAGUAGUGUGAUCCAGUCCAGAUUUAAAGGCUAAAUAAUCAGUGGUACACUCAGUCCAAGGCUUUCAGAACCUAGAGACUGGGAUGGGAGCUCCUGUGUAAGUCCCAGAGUCUGAAGGCCUGGGAACAAACUUUGGCAUUUCAGAAUGGACCAGCUCAAGAACAAGUUGGCCUUUCCCAAGUUUUUGAAGUUGAUUGGCUUCAAUGGAUUGGCUGGGGCCUGGCCACAUUGGCAAUGAUAAGUCUUUGUUUACUGACUCUGCUUCCAGUUUUUUCUAGAAAUAACCUUACAAUACACCAAAAAGGAAAAUAGGAAGUUUCACCAGCUAUCUAUGCAACACAAGCUGACACAUAAUGUCAACUGUUGCACCCAGUCAUCUCAAAAAGUUGAUAAAAGAACAAAGGCUACAACCUGGAUAUGUUUUUCACAUCUCUUCCCAUUUCAUUCACAAGCCCAGAAAAAAAAAUUUUUUUUUGAGACAGGGUCUCUACAUAGCCUUGACUGCCCUGGUCCACUAUGUAGACCAGGCUGGCCUUGAACUCACAGAAAUCCACCUACCUCUGCUUCCUGAAUGCUGGGAUUAAUGACUUGCACCACCAUGCUAGUCCAGAGAUCUUUUUUAAUAUAAAUGAAGAAUUGGAAAUAAAUACAACUAUGGUUGACUUCCAAAGGUAAUUUUGGUGGUUGUUUCCUAUUUCUUUGUGGAGAAUGUGAAUGGUAAAAUGUUUCAGAUAGUAGUGGUCAGGCAUCUUGGUGCUCUGUAAUUCUGCCUACUGACAAACACAAUGAGUAGGUUUAUCUUCACAGGCACUUCAUAAACAGUUAUCAGAGUAAUGUCAGCAAAUGGGCUAGAGACUUCUAAAGAAGUGUGAUUUCUGUCCUCCCCACCCCCCAAUCCUUUUUGAUGCUCACCAUAAGCAUGGUUAUCACAACACAACUACCAGCACUGUUGGGUUCUCACUGUCUAUUAGGCACCGUACUAAAUGUCUUCUUAAGACAAUAAGACAUUCCAUCACUGUAAUUAUAUAAAGAAAACUUUACUUACUUACUUACUUACUUACUUACUUACUUACUUACUUACUUACUUACUUUACAUCCUGACUGCAGCAGGCUCCCCUCUCUCCUUCCCUCCCCCUCUCUCCCCCUCUCUCCCCCUCUCUUUCUCUCCUUCUCCUCUCUCAAUCCACCCCUCUUUCAUAUUCACUCAGAAAGGGGCGGGCUUUCUAUGGGCAUCUGCAAAGCAUGGCAUACCAAGCUGCUGUAAGACCAAGCACCUCCCCCUGUAUUCAGGCUGGGCAAGGUAAUCCAGCAUGAGGAAUAGGAUCCCAGGGAUAGCCCUGCUCCCAUUGCCAGGAGUCCCACAAAUAGACCACUCUACACAACUGUCACACAUAUGCAGAGGGCCUAAGUCAGUUCCAUGCAGGCUCUCUGGUUGUUGAAAAACAUUUACUUUUAUUUUCUUUUAGUUUUGAGGUUUUAGUCCAUGAUUGGUUGGUCCAUUUUCUUUUGUGUUUGCCUCAGGACAGUGCAUCCAGACUACAUAUGACUAAGGCUGACAAUAAGCUAUCUGUCAUGGUUGGGAAGUGCACCCAGCAUUGUUCAGUUCCUGAUAAUGGUAGAGACAGGAUUCCAACACAACUUCUAAGGGGUAGAAUUAGGAUCCAGAGUCUUGCAAAGCCACUAGGUCCCCUUGCACAACAUGUUCUGGUACACAUGACUACUGUGUGCCCUAAAGACAACACUGUUGGAUAUUUCCAUGUAAAUUUAAAUUAAUUAAAAUUAAAUUUAAAAAUCG